GCUGUAACUUACAUGUAGGCAUGUACAUCGUACCUAGUAGUACAUAGUACAAUGAAUUUGGUACUGUACUCUCAUACCUAGUAUUCAACAUCAAAUUGAACCUCUUCCACGCUACUUUCUAUAUCCAACUUACACAAACCUUCCUCUCUCACCUUAAUAAACGCACAUCAUUUUAUCGAUCCCGCGACGUUGCUGGAUCAAUAAAAAAUCAUACGAAAACUCGUUUCCCCUCUGGAACUCAAGCCAAAAAGGCACGACACUCCAAUACUUCUGUAUCAAUCUGAUCUUCGGCUUCAAUUGCCUUAGCAUUCCCAUCAUGCCGGGCCAUGAAGAGGAACCCGAAUUCGGUUCUUUCAGUAGGGUUGAACGUUUUGCCCAAUUGUCUCGCAUUGAUGAGAACAUCGCUGCUCUCCUUCGUUACACCGCUGAAGCCUUGAAAACCCUGGGCAAGCAAAUUGCAGAAGAAGAGCGCUCGAUGACCGGCCAAGAUGACCGAGCACGAGCCCAAAUCUUCCAGUCUUCAAUGGAAGACUUCUUGCGCACUUUACGCACCAUCAACGUGGGCAUGAAACGACAAAUUUGGGGUCUUGAGGAAGCGCGGAUCAUUAAGCUAGAGCCAAAGGAUUCGCAGACCACCAGAGAUGAAGGUGGCGAGGUGCAAGCAGCCCAUCUACCUAAGCCUAUCAAACCUGACGGCGAGGGUAAGAUAGGUGGCCUUGAUGUUGGAUGGCUCAAUAGUCGAAGUCACAAAGUAGAGAGUGCCAUGGAAGCAGAUCUCUGGCGUGAGGCUGAGACCCAUCUAGGACGACUUCUUCGAACUGUCGCGGGUGAUGAGACUUCUGAUGAGACUCAAGAAUGAUUCGGCAAGCUAAGGAUAUAAUACCCAAUGAGGGGUAUUCGGUGCAAAAAAAUCGGAAGGCAUUGCAAUUUGGGGGCGUACUAAGGAGUUAGAUACCACGAUGUAUUCAAUAGGCAUGGUUCAUUGAGUUAUCACCAAUACGACUCGAUUCUAUGAAUUCUCUUCCAUUUUUCUUUUCCAUUUUCUUUUUAAAUUUGGCAGGUCCAAAACGUUCAAGGCCCGAGUAAUUCUAAAUAUGUUUUUGGCCUAAUAAGAAGGGAAUUUCUAUGUAGU
Hypoxylon fragiforme is the source of this 1132-nucleotide messenger RNA. RefSeq names its product mediator complex, subunit Med11. The transcript has 2 exons. Gene Ontology annotation, cellular component: mediator complex. The record is from RefSeq and is a predicted model, not a curated record. Lineage: Eukaryota; Fungi; Ascomycota; Sordariomycetes; Xylariales; Hypoxylaceae. Gene Ontology annotation, biological process: regulation of transcription by RNA polymerase II. Bases 317 to 859 code for a protein of 180 amino acids. Gene Ontology annotation, molecular function: transcription coregulator activity.